Molecule: messenger RNA, 719 nt
Organism: Aspergillus welwitschiae
Lineage: Eukaryota; Fungi; Ascomycota; Eurotiomycetes; Eurotiales; Aspergillaceae
Product: acireductone dioxygenase (Ni2+-requiring)
Exons: 3
Coding region: 103-639 (178 amino acids)
Molecular function (GO): acireductone dioxygenase [iron(II)-requiring] activity
Source: RefSeq, a predicted model, not a curated record
GUUUGGGUGGACUUAUAUUCGCCGUUGAUCCUCGUUCUCGUUGUCAUUCUUGUUGACUUGUGUGUGUUUCGUGUGCGUUUACAUCUGUUAGAAUUGUUGAAAAUGAAGGCUUACUGGUACGAUAACAAGCCGGGCGAUCAGCGCGAACCCCACGACGACGGUCGUCCCGUCGACGAAGCCUACCUCGCCUCCCUGGGUGUCUUCUACAAGUACUGCCCGAGCAUCGAGGACGUCGACGCCCUGGCAGCCGAGCGCGGAUACAAGAACCGCGAUGAGGUCACCGUGUCCCCCAAGACCAUGGGCGAUGUGUACGAGGAGAAGGUGAAGAUGUUCUUCCACGAACAUCUCCACGAGGGCGAGGAAAUCCGCUACAUCCGGGAUGGUGAGGGAUACUUUGAUGUCCGUGGCAAGGAGGACGAGUGGGUCCGCAUUAAGUUGGUGAAGGAUGAUCUGAUUAUUCUCCCCGCGGGUAUCUACCAUCGCUUUACGACGGAUGAGAAGAACUAUGUCAAGGCUAUGCGUCUCUUCCAGGAGGAACCCAAGUGGACUCCCUUGAACCGUAGCAACGAACUGGAUGAGAACCCGCACCGUGUGUCUUACCUCGGUAGUCUGGGUAAGGCUGCUGUUGCUGCUGUUUAAAUAAUCCUGGGGGUGGCAAUGUAAAGCUUGAUGUGAUGACUAUGUUAUAUACCAUGGCAAUGAAAUUUUAUGACAGCUAU